AUGGAAAAAGAAACAUUAAGCAUAGAAAAUGACGAUUUCGUUACCGGAAGUAAAUUAAAUCAAUAUCUGGCAACUUUGGCGGCCGCUUUUGGAGCUUUCACCGUUGGUACAAUUUUAUCAUGGAGUUCUUCUGCUUUGCCAAUGUUGCAAAAUUCCACGACGACUCCUUUCGAUGAACCCAUUACAGAAAGCGAAGGAAUGUGGGUUGGAUCACUCGUAGCAAUCGGAGCUUUGAUCGGAGCUUUUCCAGCAGGGUAUUUGGCGGAUAAAAUCGGAAGGAAAAAUCUUCAAUUGACAUUAUCCGUUCCAUUCAUAAUUUCAUGGAUUAUUAUUAUUCUAUCCAAACAAAUCGAACUGCUUUAUUUUGCCCGACUCUUAGCUGGAGUCGCUGUUGGUGGUAUAUGCGUUGUUGCUCCAUUAUAUAUCGGAGAAAUAGCUGAAACUUCAAUAAGAGGUGGUUUAGGCUCAUAUUUUCAGCUUUUACUCACCAUAGGAAUAUUAUUUUCUUAUUUAAUCGGUGCAUUGGUUAAUUACGUAUGGUUAGGCGGGAUAAGCUGUAUCGCUCCCGUUAUUUUCUUAAUUGCUCUUUUUUUCAUGCCUGAAACGCCUUUUUAUUUGAUAUCUAAAAAUAAAAAGAAUUUGGCUGAAAAAUCAUUGAAAUGGCUACGUGGAAAUUUAGUCAACGUCGAACUGGAAUUAAAUAAAAUAGAGGUUGAGGUGACGGAAGCGGCACAAAAUAAAGGUACAUUUAAAGAUUUGAUUUCGAAAAAAUCUAAUGUCAACGCUUUGGUCAUUUCAUUGGGCCUCAUGCUUUUCCAACAGCUUUGUGGUAUAAAUGCCGUCAUUUUUUAUGCUGCUGAAAUAUUUCGAAUUGCUGGUACAGAUUUAGAUCCUUUCGUUUGUGCCAUUAUCGUCGGCGUUUCUCAGGUUGUGUUUACUUACGGUGCGACACUUUUAGUAGACAGAACCGGAAGAAAAAUAUUAUUACUAUUAUCAUCAGGUGUUAUGAUCGUUUGUCUCUUCGUGUUGGGUAUUUACUUUCAAUUAAAAGAAAACGACGAAUCAUCCGUUAAAAGUAUCGGAUGGCUUCCGCUACUUUCUGUCAACGUAUUCGUCAUUUGUUUUUCACUUGGUUUCGGACCACUACCUUGGAUGAUGAUGGGUGAAUUAUUUUCAACGUCAAUUAAAGAAAUGGCGAGCGCAAUGGCAGUCGUCAUGAAUUGGGUAUUAGUUUUUGCCGUAACGAAAACAUUUUCCGAUCUUUUAUCCGCAUUGGGAAAAUCCGGAGCUUUUUGGUUAUUCGGUGGCAUUUCGUGCAUAGGAUUUCUUUUCGUUUGUUUCGUCGUUAAAGAAACGAAGGGAAAAAGUUUUGGAGAUAUACAGAAAAUGUUAGGAGGUUGA
Molecule: messenger RNA, 1401 nt
Organism: Pediculus humanus corporis (human body louse)
Lineage: Eukaryota; Metazoa; Arthropoda; Insecta; Psocodea; Pediculidae
Product: sugar transporter, putative
Exons: 7
Coding region: 1-1401 (466 amino acids)
Biological process (GO): carbohydrate transport; transmembrane transport
Cellular component (GO): membrane
Molecular function (GO): sugar transmembrane transporter activity
Source: RefSeq, a predicted model, not a curated record